This is a messenger RNA of Medicago truncatula (barrel medic), 1130 nucleotides long. RefSeq names its product ras-related protein RHN1. Gene Ontology annotation, molecular function: GTP binding; GTPase activity. NCBI's taxonomy places the organism in Eukaryota, Viridiplantae, Streptophyta, Magnoliopsida, Fabales, Fabaceae. The transcript is spliced from 7 exons. The coding region runs from base 378 to 923 and encodes 181 amino acids. The record is from RefSeq and is a predicted model, not a curated record.
GUGUUUGUAUGUAUAGUACAUAUCUACCUUGACAUGAAUAAGUUAGGUUCAAAGUAACGUUUUAAGAAGGUAUACCCAAAAUGAAUUAAGAUACAAGCAUUUGAUAUUAUCAACAAAAUGUAUAAUUAGUUAACUUACCAGUCAAAUUAUCAAACUACCAUUCUUCUACGAUUUCAGCAGCCUAAUUUAUUAUCAGAUUUCAAGCUCUCAUAUUUGUCAUCGCUAAUGCAUCAUAUUAAUCACUUUUCAAUCUUUGAAAAGCCUUUUCUGGUGCUACAAGAAGAUUUUCUCCCUUUUUUUUUUCCCACUGAUCAGCUAAGCUAUGGCAAGGAAUAAGAAGAGUUUACAAGCCAAACUGGUGGGUACUUCUAGGGGACAUGGGAACGGGGAAGACUAGUUUGGUUCUUAGAUUUGUCAAAGGUCAAUUUUCGGAAUACCAGGAAUCAACAAUCGGAGCCGCAUUUUUCACACAGGUUUUGUCUUUAAAUGAAGCCACUGUGAAGUUUGAUAUAUGGGACACAGCAGGGCAAGAACGAUACCACAGUUUGGCUCCCAUGUAUUAUCGUGGCUCUGCUGCUGCUAUAGUUGUAUAUGACAUUACAAGCAUGGAUUCUUUUGUACGGGCAAAGAAGUGGGUUCGCGAAGUGCAAAGACAAGCAAAUCCAAAUUUGAUAAUGCUUUUGGUGGCUAACAAGGCUGAUUUGGAAGACCAGAGAAAAGUUGGAAAUGAGGAGGGUGAGGAAUAUGCCAAAGAAAAUGGCAUGUCUUUCUUUGAAACUUCAGCAAAAACAGCACAGAAUGUCAAUGAGCUCUUCUAUGAAAUAGCUAAGAGAUUGGCAAAAGCCAACCCUUCACGUCAAACUGGGAUUAAGCUGCAUGGCAGAACUCAAGAAACUAGAAGAAGACUAUUUUGUUGUGCUUAAGCUUAACGGUGUGUCUUUAAUAUUUUAUAAGACAUAUACUAUAUUGUACUCAAACUCACUCAAGAAGAACAUAUGUUUGUUCAGUGUACAUUUUAAUGUAAGAUCUCACGCCCAAAGUGUACUCAGAUGGUAACAUUUCGUAUUGACGAACUUAUCAGUUCUCAUUCUAAGGUCUCAUAGGUAAAGCCUUUUUCUUUAAGUUUUUAA